UAUAAAAAACCACACCAUAAAGGUGAGCUUUAUAAUGAACAUUUUGCUUUACUUUAAAAAUCCUUCACACAUUUUGAGUGCACCAUUAAAAUCUAUUUAUUUUUUUCUUAAGGGUUUCCAUUCUUGUUGCCACCCACAGACAGAAAUGAAAGACCAGUUCUACUGGUACAGGACAAAAAGGAGUAUGAGCCAUUAUGUGUGUAUCUGUGCAGUAUCAGUUAUUGAAACCUGUCUCACAGUUUGACUGGAGCAGACAUUCCUGGGAGACACAGAGAGACACUAAGCCUUCACAAAUACAGCCAUGGACACCAAAUCGAUCGAGAUCGCUGCCCUGGGGCGACCCCUGCGCCUCGGGAUGCUAUACGACUGCCGAAAUGACACCUUCAUCCCAGGUGUUACUCUGUGGGACAGAGAAGCGUUAAUGAAGGAUCUUGAUGUAUCUGUGAAGCCCAACACAGAGUUCAAGAUCCUUGCUUCUGACUCUCUCAGGGAAAAGACCAAGGCAUUUAAUGUGAGAGGCUCCCUGAAGGCCAGUAUCCUCGGGGGCAUCAUAGAGCUAGGGGGGUCCGCCAAAUAUUUAAUGGACACGUCCCCCUCUAGCCGACAUUGCAGGGUCACUCUGCAGUACAGCAGAACCACUCGCUUUGAGCAGCUGACCAUGACCCAGCUGGGCCAGGUGAUGUAUGAAAAGGUUUUUGAGCAGCACACAGCCACCCACGUGGUAACAGCUGUGCUGUAUGGGGCUCAGGCUUUCUUUGUGUUUGAUCAGAGAACCUCUGAUAAGAAAGAGAAGAAAAAUGUUGCAGGAGGACUCAAAGCUUUGAUCGAAAAGAUACCCAAAAUUCCUAUCGGAAGCAGGGGUGAAAUGGGCGUGACUGAGGAAGACAAGGAGAACAUUCAGAAGUUUGCCUGCACAUUCCAUGGAGACUUUGAAAUUCAACAAAAUCCAUCUAAUUACCUGGAGGCUGUGGAGGUUUACAGAAUGCUCCCUAGUCUGCUGGGAGAGAAUGGGGAGAAAGCUGUGCCUGUAAGGGUCUGGCUGUAUCCUUUGAAGAGUCUGGACCCAAGAGCUGCUCGGCUCAUGAGGGAGAUCAGUGAAAACCUGGUAUCACAGAUAGAGACGGUACUGGUGCAGUGCAUCAAGGCCAGCAGGAGGUCCUGGGACAUGCAGAGUGACAGCACCGUGGCUCAGUUCAGCAUCAUAAAGGAAAAACUCCAUCAGUUUGAGAGCAUCAUGGCUCAAUACAAAACAAAGUUUCAGAAAGCUUUGUCUGAAAUCCUGCCAGUCAUCCGGGGGGGUGAACAAGAGGAGCAGGCCCUAGUCAACCUUCUCCAGUCUCACAGCGAGUCUCCCUUCACUAACUCCAAGCAGAAGAAAUGGCUCGAUGAGAAAGAAUCUGAAAUUAAUAUACUGAGAUCUUACACCGAUGCCAUGAAAGGCAUCCCCGUCAUGUCAUCGCCCAGUGACCUCAACAGCAUCCUUUUCAACCCAGAGAUAGAUACUGUCAUCUGCUUCACAUUCACCUCGCUGGUCUACAAAGAGCCGUAUCUCUCCGUCUUGACUCAUUACCUUUGGCAGAGCAAAACAUCUGACAACUUAAAGCAGAACUCUGCCCCUGUUAAUGGACUGAGCAAAGAGGAGACCCAGCCAUGGUUUGCAUCAUCAGACAUGAUGAGGGUGACUCUUCAGUGGUUUAUAGAAUACGCAGAGGCCAACAGAGAUAAUAAGAAAACCCAAUUCAUUAUCGCCACUGUCUCUGACCAGUCCAGUCCUGGAGCCUCUAUUCGCCUCUAUCGCCAUGGAAAACUAGUGACCCCUGCAUUCAGACCUGUAUUGAAGCCGGAUCCCCCUGUGCCAAUUGACAUCCACAUUGACAGAGUGACCCUGAGGCUGCUGCCCUCACAGAGUGGGGAGACAGAACAUUUCAGAGUGGAGUACAGAGAAGUGCAGAGAAGCGCUCUGACUGGCGCACAGUGGCACAAAGAUCAAGGAGGUCGUUGGAUGGUCACUGACACUCCUGACACACAAUAUGCUUGGACCCUGUCAGGACUGCAGCCAGGAACACUGUAUGAAUUCAGGUACAGGGCAGUGGAUGCUGUGGGGGUGAGUGAGGCCAGUGAGGCCAUUAAGAUCCAGACAAAACAUAACCCAAGAGCUGCACCUGCACACCCACUGGUACAGAGAGACGCCGUCUCUGGAAUCGUCACAGUGAGCUGGGAGGAGCCAGCUGCUGUGAGAGGGGGGCUGCCUGUGUUGCAGUACAAAGUGGAAUACAAGGAUGAAAGAUGGGCUCUGUGGGCAGCCAAGCUGACAGAGGGUGAUGAGACGACCUGCACUAUAGAUGGGCUGCAGUACUCGAGUUCAUACAGAUUCCGAGUGUACUCAGGCUUUGUAGGAGGAGAAACCAGUCCACCCAGUCAGGAGGCGGAGCUCUCCUUUGUGGGAGUGCCAAGAACCAGGGAUCAGUUUCUGCAGUAUGCCUGUCAGCUCACACCAGACCUGGAGACCGUACACCGACGGCUUUCUGUCUCUGAAAGGAAUAUAGAGAUGACGCGCAAGAAGGAGAAAAUGCCAUACCCUGACCAUCCAGAGCGAUUUGAGUGGCAUCCCCAAGUGCUGUGCAGAGAGGGGCUGACUGGCCGCUGUUACUGGGAGGUUGAGUGGAGUGGGAAAGGGGUCACUAUAGGAGUCGCAUGCAGAGGAAUAGGGAGAAAAGGAAAGGGUUAUGACAGUUGCCUUGGGCACAACGACAAGUCCUGGGGUUUGGAAUGCAGGGGAUCCGGUUACUCCGUCUGGCACAAUAACAACGAAACCGUCAUACCUGUCUCCUCGUCCCCCAGAGUGGGAGUGUAUCUGGACUGGGUGGGGGGCACGCUGUCAUUUUACAGUGUCUCCCCUGACUCCAUGCUACACCUACACACACUCGAAGCAAUAUUCACCGAGCCCCUCUACCCUGCUUUGGGGGCUAAGGACAAUGGCUGUUCCUUCUCCUUGUGUCAGCUGGAAUAAUCCUCCCGGUUUUCUAAGAAAGUGUCCGCUUCUAGCUUCUAAUGUACGCUUUCACUCCCUUGAACCAGAGUUUCCACCAGACAGAGAGAGGGUCUUAAAACAGGACUGGUGCUUCUUCACUUCUCCCUCUAAAUUCACUUUAUAUUCUGUAUACUGUAGCCUUGGCUGAAUUCAAUUUGUACUGUAUGUUUUUCCAAAAUUUUAAUUUGUUUUUUGGCAUUUGUUGUUAGCAAUGGUUAUUUCUUUUAGGUAGCAUAAGGCUGAUUGAUCUUUAUGCAACUGGCUUUUUGAUUCCACUCAAAUUGUCAAGCUUAUAACUGAAUAAAAUUCUCUGCUACUAGUAGCAUUGAUUUCCAUUAUUAUCCAAUCAUUCGGAAAGUGCUUUUAUUCAAAUCAGUUAUUAAAAUGCUGAACAGUGUGCCUUAAUUCAAUGUUUGUUCUGCACAGAGUUUUGAAAUGUAAAUGAAUAAAUUCUCAAAAUGCAAAACUUUCA
Molecule: messenger RNA, 3503 nt
Organism: Lepisosteus oculatus (spotted gar)
Lineage: Eukaryota; Metazoa; Chordata; Actinopteri; Semionotiformes; Lepisosteidae
Product: neoverrucotoxin subunit beta-like
Molecular function (GO): protein binding
Source: RefSeq, a predicted model, not a curated record